Rhinopithecus roxellana (golden snub-nosed monkey) is the source of this 2820-nucleotide messenger RNA. RefSeq names its product N-acetylneuraminate pyruvate lyase (gene NPL). The record is from RefSeq and is a predicted model, not a curated record. NCBI's taxonomy places the organism in Eukaryota, Metazoa, Chordata, Mammalia, Primates, Cercopithecidae. Gene Ontology annotation, molecular function: N-acetylneuraminate lyase activity; 4-hydroxy-tetrahydrodipicolinate synthase activity. The transcript is spliced from 15 exons. Gene Ontology annotation, biological process: N-acetylneuraminate catabolic process; carbohydrate metabolic process. The coding region runs from base 638 to 1600 and encodes 320 amino acids.
CAGCAGCCCAAACCUCACAACGCAGAACCACGAGAUAGCGGGGAUUGCAAAGCCCUGCGCAAAAGAAGGAAAAUUAAGACGCAGCGGAGCCCAGGAGGUGUCCGCACGCAGGAAGGACUGGCCUGCAGACGAGACAGGGAGACGUUUGCACUCAGCGUGGCGCGGGUGAGCGGCGUGCUCUCGGGCACCCGGCUGCCAGUUCGGAUGCUCCCGAUCCUCGGGGAGCGGGGGCGCUGCGCCGGAGUCACUUCAGCCCACGUUGUUCAGGUGACACCGGGGAAGAGCAGACUCCAGCUAUACCUGCUGGAAUGGAUAAAGUGAGCUUUAAAAGCUGGUCAGACUGAAAAGAUUGAAGUGAGAGAACCACAGGAACAAAGGCAAGCAGACAGACAGUGAAAGGACAAAGACAAGACCAGAAAUGCUGGUUUCACUGGAAGAUUAACCUGACAACUGGUGUGGAUUGAAGGAGAAGAGAAAAGGGAUUAGGACAGUGAUUCCUAAUCCCUAUCCUACACUCCCACGGACCCUGUGUUUUGAAUUUUUGAACUAAUCAAACUACAUUUGUGAAGCGGAAACUGAAGCAGAAAGAGGUUACUUAAUGGGCUCAAGGUCACCUACCUGACCUACCAGCAGCUCAAUGGCCUUCCCAAAGAAGAAACUUCAGGGUCUUGUGGCUGCAACCAUCACGCCAAUGACUGAGAAUGGAGAAAUCAACUUUUCAGUAAUUGGUCAGUAUGUGGAUUAUCUUGUGAAAGAACAGGGAGUGAAGAACAUUUUUGUGAAUGGUACAACGGGAGAAGGCCUGUCCCUGAGCAUCUCAGAGCGUCGCCAGGUCGCAGAGGAGUGGGUGACAAAAGGGAAGGACAAGCUGGAUCAGGUGGUAAUUCACGUAGGAGCACUGAGCUUGAAGGAGUCACAGGAACUGGCCCAACAUGCAGCAGAAAUAGGAGCUGAUGGCAUCGCUGUCAUUGCACCAUUCUUCCUCAAGCCAUGGACCAAAGAUAUCCUGAUUAAUUUCCUAAAGGAAGUGGCUGCUGCCGCCCCUGCCCUGCCAUUUUAUUACUAUCACAUUCCUGCCUUGACAGGGGUAAAGAUUCGUGCUGAGGAGUUGUUGGAUGGGAUUCAGGAUAAGAUCCCCACCUUCCGAGGGCUGAAAUUCAGUGAUACAGAUCUCUUAGACUUCGGGCAGUGUGUUGACCAGAAUCGCCAGCAACAGUUUGCUUUCCUUUUUGGGGUGGAUGAGCAACUGCUGAGUGCUCUGGUGAUGGGAGCAACUGGAGCAGUGGGCAGUACCUAUAACUACCUGGGAAAAAAGACAAACCAGAUGUUGGAGGCUUUUGAACGAAAGGACCUCUCUUUAGCCCUGAACUAUCAGUUUUGUAUCCAGAGAUUUAUCAACUUUGUGGUCAAACUAGGUUUUGGAGUGUCACAGACCAAAGCCAUCAUGACUCUGGUCUCUGGGAUUCCAAUGGGCCCACCCCGGCUUCCACUGCAGAAAGCCUCCAGGGAGUUUACUGAUAGUGCUGAAGCUAAACUGAAGAGCCUGGAUUUCCUUUCUUUCGCUGAUUUAAAGGAUGGAAGCUUGGAAGCUAGCAGCUAGUGCCUCUCUAUCAAAUCAGGUUUUGUACCUUGAGACAUAAUCUACCUUAAAUAGUGCAUUCUUUUCUCAGGGAAUUUUAGAUGAACUUGAAUAAACUCUCCUAGCAAAUGAACUCGUGUCACAUCAAUCGACAAGCAUUGAGGUACCUAUUGUGAGCCUUAAAAAGUCUUAUUUUGUGAAGGGGCAAAAACUCUAGGAGUCACAACUCUAAGUCAUUCAUUUCACAGAUUUUUUUGUGGAGAAAUUUCUGUUUAUAUGGAUAAAAUGGAAUCAAGAGGAAAAUUGUAAUUGAUUAAUUCCAUCUGUCUUUAGGAGCUCUCAUCUCAAUUUCUGGUUCCUAAUCCUAUUUUAAAGUUGUCUAAUUUUAAAACACUAUAAUAUGUCUUCAUUUUAAUAAAUAUUCAUUUGGAAUCUAGGAAAACUCUGAGCUACUGCAUUUAGACAGGCACUUUAAUACCAAACUAUAACAUGUCUCAACUAUAUAUGACUCGAAAUACACCAGCUCAUCUGGUUGCUCAGUCUAACUCUAGAAUGGAUGCUUUUGAAUUCAUUUCGAUGUCACCACUUUCCUCUCUUCAGAAACGUUGGGUCAGGUGAGGACUUGUUUCAGUUCCUAUAACUAAGUAAAGGGCAGCUUUCUCAUAACAAAGGAAAAGGUCUUCCCCAAAGAUGAAUUUAAGUCUCCACUUUUUGCUAUACAGAAAACUCAAAGUUUCAAAGAACCAAAGGGCUCUUCCUCUAGGCACCACAAUCUUCCCCUUUCUCCACUGAGAAGACUGUCUCUCCCACAGGACCCUAAAUUACUGAAAUCAAAGGCCGACUUCCUUUCUGCAGUGAGCCUAGAGGCUACUGUUACUAUCCUGUCACACUUGCAACCAGUUACUUUUCUUUAGUGAUAGAAGAUUUGGGGAGGACCCAAAGGACUCACAGCUUUCUCUCCAUACCUCCUUUUACUCUUUUCUUUCUGUGUAACAUAUCAACAACUGUUUAAUCUCCCUUCUAACAAACCUUGAUGUAAGCUUUCUGAUAUCAAAGUAUAUUGACAGUUAACCCUUACUGAUUUUAAACUUGACUAUCCAGUCUGUUAAUUACCUAAGAUUUUGUUUUCAUUUCAUCUCUAAUUGUUUUGGUCAUUGGCAGAGAAAGAGUAUUUGAAAUUCAUAUCAGUUUAGCUCCUUAUUUUAAUCUCUUUGAAUUAAAAAUAACACUUUUUCAAAAUG